Molecule: messenger RNA, 587 nt
Organism: Ixodes scapularis (black-legged tick)
Lineage: Eukaryota; Metazoa; Arthropoda; Arachnida; Ixodida; Ixodidae
Product: N-terminal kinase-like protein
Exons: 4
Coding region: 5-526 (173 amino acids)
Source: RefSeq, a predicted model, not a curated record
CGUAAUGACCUUGCAGGAAGACUCUUCUGCAGCAAAACAAAGCCAUAACAAAACGCCAGCUUCACCCACCGUGGCUUCUUCGCCGUCUCAGGAUGGAUGGGAGGAUGGCGGUUGGGAGAGCUUCGAGGAGGAGCCAGCCGCUCCAAGCGAGAGCCACCAAGAAAGAACUGACUGCAAGCCGGCAAGUUCCUAUAACUGGGAAAGUGGCGGUUCUCUGGACGAUGCGACCUCAGACUUCUUCUCGAGCGCUGCUCAAGUCAACCCUUCCAAGCAAUCUCGGGCCAAGCCGAAAACAACGUCAAAACAGAGUCCUCAAGGAAGAGAAGGCAACUCCUGGGAGACAGGAGACGACUGGGACAGCUGGGGAUCGGGCCAAGCGUCCUCGGGAAAAGGCGACGCCAAGAGCGACGACGCGCGGCGGCUGAGAGAGGAAAAGCGGCUGCAGCGGCAGAAGGAGCUUCAGGAGCGUCGAGCGGCACGUCAGGCCGCGGGGCCCAUGAAGCUGGGCGUCAAGAAGGACUUCUGAGCGAGCGCUUUACGAAUGUUCACAAUAAAACCAACUGUUACCGGGUCGCUUUUACCGUUUA